Messenger RNA from Suillus subaureus, 822 nucleotides. Its product is annotated as RNase P subunit p29-like protein. Lineage: Eukaryota; Fungi; Basidiomycota; Agaricomycetes; Boletales; Suillaceae. The transcript has 5 exons. Gene Ontology annotation, biological process: tRNA 5'-leader removal; rRNA processing. Gene Ontology annotation, cellular component: ribonuclease MRP complex; ribonuclease P complex. The record is from RefSeq and is a predicted model, not a curated record. The coding region runs from base 1 to 822 and encodes 273 amino acids. Gene Ontology annotation, molecular function: ribonuclease P RNA binding.
AUGUCCUUGUUGACCCAAGUUGAUCCAUACAAGCCGCUGGCUCUCCAAACGCGAGUGAAGCUCAGCACCGAGGCACCCUUCACGCCCACAUAUAUUCAGGCCUCACUCACCCAAUCAGGAGAUCCACAGGGAAUAUACACAAAUCGUGUUAAGAAUAGGCACAUCGUCCUAGAAAACCCUGCUCGUGCCAGCAACGCACAGAAAGAACACAACGCAAAGAAAGCAAGAAGGGAAUUGGAAAAGAGGAAGAGAAAAACUGCUGCGCUAGGACGGAGACCAGCAGACGCAAAAGGUCUCUGGAAACUCGAGAAUGGGGCAGAAAAAUUUGAUCUAUUCCUCCCACUCCAUCAGUUAUGGAUGGGAUACAUGUCCGAACUCUUAGGGCUCUCGCCUCCGUCUUCCGUUCCAGUCACCGAAGCAAUGCCCAGCGCAUCAUCAAUGCACCCAAAGUUGGUGAAGGCCGACUUCCACGGUUCUCUAUUAACAGUUCGUCAGAGCAAGAAUCCUUGUUUAGUCGGCCUGUCUGGUAUCGUGAUCCACGAAACUGAGAACGCUUUCAAAGUAAUCACUCGCAAAGAUCAACUCAAACUGAUUCCAAAACAGAACUCAAUCUUCACGCUGGCGGUUCCCUUAUACUCUACAUUGCUCCAAACGCAAUUCGAGCCAGUAGAAGCUGUCGGCUCUGCGCUGAGUGGUCAAUGUUCAGGAACUGUCCUGGAUGCUCCGCAUAUCGCUUUCGAUCUGUAUGGCAAUCAGUUCUGUUUUCGAUCUGCAGAUCGUGCGGGCCGGAAGUUCAAGGCAAAGGAAACAAUAGAGUUAUAA